This is a messenger RNA of Scheffersomyces coipomensis, 873 nucleotides long. RefSeq names its product Pga43p (gene PGA43). The record is from RefSeq and is a predicted model, not a curated record. Bases 1 to 873 code for a protein of 290 amino acids. The transcript has a single exon. NCBI's taxonomy places the organism in Eukaryota, Fungi, Ascomycota, Pichiomycetes, Serinales, Debaryomycetaceae.
AUGUUGUUUCAUGGUUUAAUCAUUUUAUUUAGUUUAGCCGCUCAUAUCAAUUUGGUUAAUUCACUUAAUAUUAGAUCCAAUAGUCAUAACAAUAAUGAAUUCGGUUCUUAUGUUAAUCCUAAUCCAAGACCCUAUGAAGCUUGUCCUCCAACGGAUACCAUAACUUUAAAUAGUUGUUGUAAUGUGGUUUUAACAAAAUUAGAUGAUUGUAAAGCUGAUGAUUUGGCUUGUGAAUGUUGUGCUUUACAAAGUAUAAAACAAGAAUGUUAUCAUCUUUGUCCAAGUAAUCCAUCAGCUAAAUUCUUAAGUGUGUUGGUGGAAGAUUGUUCCGGUAUGAAGGAUAUUAAUGCUUGUGCUAUUCCAUUUAAAAAAGAUGAUCAAAUUGGAACUCAAAAAUCAUUUAUUAAAGCCAAAGUUCAUAAAUUUAGAUCAGAUAAUACUAAUAAUAAUAAUCAAAAUUCAGUCACCAUUAAAUCUAAAGUUGUUGAUAAAUUAAGUCCUAAUUUUAUUAAUGGAAAUGAAGAAAGUUUAUCAGCCAAAUCAAAGAUUAAAUUAAUUUUAGAACAUCAUGAAAAUAAUAAUAAUGAUGAAGAAGAUGACGAUGAUAAAGAUUUUAUUAAUCUAGUCCAUAAUGAUAUUGAUCAAGUUAAUCUUGAAGAUGAAGACGUCAUAAUUUCUAAAUCAAGUUUAAAUUCAACAUUAGAUCAAGUUCCAAGUUUAAAUUCUUCAUUAAAUGAAUCAACUUAUUUUAAUGCUUCUGGUUGUAAUAAUAAUGAUGAAACUACUUCUGGUACAAAUCAAUAUUCUACCAAAUCAAUUGUAUAUUCAGUUUUCAUUACUGUUAUUAUCACUAUAGUUGCUGCUUUUACUUAG